Pisolithus orientalis is the source of this 1264-nucleotide messenger RNA. Its product is annotated as Metallo-dependent phosphatase-like protein. The coding region runs from base 166 to 1137 and encodes 323 amino acids. The record is from RefSeq and is a predicted model, not a curated record. Gene Ontology annotation, molecular function: hydrolase activity. Gene Ontology annotation, cellular component: endoplasmic reticulum. Gene Ontology annotation, biological process: GPI anchor biosynthetic process. Lineage: Eukaryota; Fungi; Basidiomycota; Agaricomycetes; Boletales; Pisolithaceae. The transcript has 6 exons.
UUCGAUUGGACUCUGAGGACUUGUCACUGGCCAGAUUCGCAACAGCCUCAGGCCCAGUCACUGAACUCGCGCGUUGCCAGAAUACUCGUCAUUGCAGAUACCCAGGUCCUCGAUAAGCAUUCAUACCCGGAGCGAAAUCUUUUCUCCUCCUUCCUGAGCCAAGUAAUGGUUGACCUGAACCUGCGCAAGAGCUGGCACGCUGCCUUCCACCGUCUUCGACCAGAUGCAGUUGUGGUUCUCGGCGACAUGAUGGACAACGGUCGCAGUUUGAUGUCUAACAGCGAAUAUAAAACUUAUCACGAGCGGUACCGUGACAUCUUCAAGACGUAUAAAUGCUCUGUGCCUACAUACUAUCUUCCGGGAAAUCAUGACGUGGGGCUGGGCGCGGCUGCCUCGUUUUCUCUCGAGGCAGAUUCUCGUUAUACAUCUCACUUUGGUCCUCGGAAUCACUACGUCUCUGUUGGAAACCAUACCCUGGUAUUCAUCGAUGCAACUGCACUUGCAGAGGAAGAUGUUUUGCGUGCUGGAAGGGGGCAUAGCUUUGAUAAUUGGCCUGCUGUGCGACAUGGGCCAAUCGAGUUCGUAAAACGGAUAGCGGAAAGCCACUCCGGGGGCUCUAUUGUGCUAUUUACUCAUAUCCCCCUGGCCCGCCCCCAGGAUGCAAGUUGUGGCCCACUCCGGGAACGGGGCACGAUACGGCAGGGAUUCGGUUUCGGAUAUCAGAAUACUCUUAUGGAUGGGGCCACGGUUUUUUUGCUCGAUCGUCUUAAACCGUCAUUAAUUUUAAGCGGCGAUGACCACGAUUAUUGUGAUUAUCAGCAUACCAUACCGUCAACUAAUACUAGCGUCCGAGAAGUGACGGUCAAGUCAUUUUCCAUUGCUAUGGGCGUCCGUCGCCCUGGAUUUCAGCUACUGUCCUUGAUUUCGACGGUACCUUUGCAAGAUUCGCUCAAUCAAGUGCCCGUACUUUCCUCCACUCGAUACACCGUGCUUCUUGCCCAACCAGAUUGGCAUAUAUUUGCAAGUUUAUUUUCCAUUGUUUAUUCUUUCGUUGGUUAUCCUGCUUCUUUGCAACAUAUCGUGGCCCACGCAACGAACUUGGAGUGCAAAACGCGCUCGCUGCGAAGCUCGAAUUGACAGUUAUGAGUUUUCCCGCGGCAUAGGUCGGCCUAUAGUCUCCGCUCACGCAGCGCUGACGCCCGUUACGAAACGAACCAUCCCCUAUCCCUUCCACUUCCUGUAUCGAAACCCCUGGACAUCGACU